Messenger RNA from Zeugodacus cucurbitae (melon fly), 776 nucleotides. RefSeq lists its product as uncharacterized. The transcript has 2 exons. Bases 99 to 719 code for a protein of 206 amino acids. The record is from RefSeq and is a predicted model, not a curated record. Lineage: Eukaryota; Metazoa; Arthropoda; Insecta; Diptera; Tephritidae.
CCUCUAGUUGACCAGCACUGCAUUUUCAAGCGCUAUAAAAGCUCACCGCGACAUUCGAUUUUCAUUAACAAUUUUGUUAGCAAAGUAAACCAUUCAAAAUGAAAUUAGCUGUCUUCGCUCUGGUACUUGGACUCUGCCUCGCAGUUAACGCGGCCAGUGUGGAUUACUCUAUCGAAGAUGAGGAGGUUAUCGAGUUGUCUCCCUCGGAGUUAGCCGAUCAAAUUAGCAAUGCAUUCUUUUACGGUGUUUUUGGACGCUUGAAGCCGACUAUCAAAGCCGGUCUUCGCACCCUGAAAGGAGUACAUUGUACUAUCGAAAGGGUCAUAAGCAUACGUGCGGCUGGCAUUAAUUUCUUGAACGCAUUUAAGGAUUGCAAUAGCGCCGCCUUUAAGGACUUGAAUGCACUUCUCAAUCAAGUGCAAACUGUGGUCUACACCUGCAAUGAUAUUGUUAACUUGAAUGAGAAUGUCUGCAAUAACAGUGACUACAAUGAUGAGGCCGAUGGUCAGAAGAAGACUUCGAAGACUUGCUUUGGCAAGUUGGUGAGCAAGAUGGUAACCCUGAAGAAGCAGAUCGGCAAAACCGUUACUUUAUCCAAGAAGUUGUCCUCCACCCCUGGUGCUUAUGGCGCAUGCAAUAUGGAAGCUGUCGAUGAUUUGCUAUCCGUUUUUACUGAAUUCCCCACCUUCGUCAAGGAGUGCUCGAAAUUGACCAGUUAAAUAUGUAAUACAUUAUAAUUUCACGAAAUAAAACUUUAAAUAUCGAUAGCAUGCAAA